AUGGCUAAAACUUUGAAGUCAAUUUGCCUUUCUGUGCUUUUUGUUAUAUUCAUCGUCUUUGCAGUUGCAGAUGGCGGGCUUGUAGGAUGCCGUGAAUGGUCGUAUAGUAGCACAUGGCAGGGUGCAUGCUUGUGGAGUCCAAACUGCAACAAGGCAUGCACAAAAGAAGGUGCGACUGCUGGAGCCUGCGUACUUUUCAAGUGCGUUUGCUAUGAUGGUAAAAGUUGUCCGCAGGGCCGCCUCCCUGCACACUAGCUACACCUACAUGCACUAGAUAUACUCCAAAAUGCAUUCAACUUUCAAUGUAUAUGUACGUACUUGGCACGUAUUACAUUCGACUAACUACGUACCUAUAGCUCCUCCAUGUGUUUGUAAA
Pyrus x bretschneideri (Chinese white pear) is the source of this 376-nucleotide messenger RNA. RefSeq names its product defensin Ec-AMP-D1-like. Gene Ontology annotation, biological process: defense response. Lineage: Eukaryota; Viridiplantae; Streptophyta; Magnoliopsida; Rosales; Rosaceae. The transcript has 2 exons. The record is from RefSeq and is a predicted model, not a curated record. Bases 1 to 255 code for a protein of 84 amino acids.